CGUGUGAUCAUUGUGUCGAGACGUAUCGUUUAAAAGUGCUUCUAAUAUACGUACAAUAUUUCAUAUUGCGUUUAUUAUCGAUUGUUUGAUUAAAAAAAAAUUGAAUUGAAACGAAAAUAAAGACAUCAUUGCAAUUAGUUAAAUAAAAAUUGAUAAAAGAAGUGAAUUCAGACAGCUAAACAUUUAAUAUGACGCAAGAACAUAAUGCAGCAGUCCUAGAUUUAAAUCCAACAUUUUCUACAUUGAUAUUUUUUGUUAAUGGCAAAAAGGUAAUCGAUACCAAUCCCGAUCCAGAAUGUACCCUUCUAACAUAUUUACGUGAAAAACUAAGAUUAUGUGGCACAAAAUUGGGCUGUGGCGAGGGUGGAUGUGGUGCCUGUACCGUCAUGAUUUCUCGCAUUGAUACGCUAACGAAUCGAAUUAAACAUAUAGCGGUGAAUGCCUGCCUGACUCCGGUAUGUGCCAUGCAUGGUUGUGCCGUGACUACAGUGGAAGGUAUUGGCAGUACGCGAACUCGAUUGCAUCCAGUACAAGAGCGUCUGGCUAAAGCCCACGGUAGUCAGUGUGGUUUUUGUACACCCGGUAUUGUCAUGUCUAUGUAUGCACUGUUGAGAAAUUUAUCCCAGCCCUCGAUGAAAGAUUUGGAAAUUGCUUUCCAGGGAAAUUUGUGCAGAUGCACGGGCUAUAGACCCAUUUUAGAGGGUUAUAAAACAUUUACUAAAGAAUUCGGCUGUGCUAUGGGUGAUAAAUGUUGUAAGGUGAAUGGCAAUAAAUGUGGAGAGGGAAUGGAAAAUGGUGGUGACGUGGUCGACGAUAAACUAUUUGAGAAAAGUGAAUUUGUACCCUUCGAUCCCUCACAAGAACCCAUAUUUCCUCCGGAGCUGCAGCUGAAUAAAGAAUGGGACUCUCAAACGUUAGUGUAUAAAGGUGAACGUGCUACUUGGUAUAGACCUGGUAAUUUAGAAGAUUUAUUGAAGAUUAAGGCCCAAUUUCCGGAAGCCAAGUUGGUGGUGGGCAACACUGAAAUAGGCGUGGAGGUUAAAUUUAAACACUUUCUAUAUCCAGUCUUGGUAAAUCCCACAAAAGUUAAGGACAUGAUUGAUGUCCAGGAACUCGAGGAUAGUAUUUAUUUUGGUGCUUCCGUUAGUUUAAUGGAUAUAGACAGGAUUUUAAGAUCCAGCAUAGAAAAGCUACCCGAACAUCAAACAAGAUUUUUCCAAUGUGCCGUAAAUAUGUUACAUUAUUUUGCUGGUAAACAAAUUCGUAAUGUGGCGUCAUUGGGUGGCAAUAUUAUGACGGGUAGUCCCAUAUCCGAUAUGAAUCCGGUGUUGAUGGCGGGUGCUGUUAAGUUGAAAGUGGCCAAGUAUGUUGAGGGUCAAAUAAAAUACAGAGAAGUUUGCAUGGCAUCUGGCUUCUUUACGGGUUAUCGCAAGAAUAUUAUAGAACCCACAGAAAUUUUGGUGGGUCUGUAUUUCCCCAAGACUUUGGAACAUCAAUAUGUGGUGGCUUUCAAACAGGCCAAACGUAGAGAUGACGAUAUUGCCAUUGUAAAUGCUGCCAUAAAUGUGUUCAUUGAUCCCAAGUCCAUAACUGUGGAUAAGGUGUAUAUGGCUUUUGGUGGUAUGGCUCCUACCACUGUCCUGGCCACACGCACUGCCGACAUAAUGGCUAAACAACAAUGGAAUAAGGUGCUUAUGGAGCGUGUGGUUGAAAAUCUAUGCGCAGAGUUGCCUUUGGCUCCCUCAGCUCCUGGUGGCAUGAUUGCCUAUCGUCGUUCCCUGGUGGUGAGCUUAUUUUUCAAGGCCUACUUAACAAUAACCCAACAAUUAAUUAAAUCUGGCAUUUUGCCCCAAGAUUCUUUGCCCCAAGAAGAACUAAGCGGUUCUGAUGUCUUCCAUACGCCUGCCUUAAAAAGUGCUCAACUGUUUGAAAAAGUUUCAAACAAACAAUCGGAAUGUGAUCCUAUUGGCAGACCAAAGAUACAUGCCUCCGCAUUAAAGCAGGCUACCGGAGAAGCCAUCUACUGCGAUGAUAUGCCUCGCAUGGAAAAUGAAUUGUAUUUAGCGCUGGUUUUGAGUACAAAAGCUCAUGCUAAAAUCCUAAGCAUUGAUGCUUCGGAAGCGCUUGCAAUGCCCGGUGUUCAUGCAUUCUUCUCCAGCAAAGACAUAACCCAACAUGAAAAUGAAGUUGGUCCAGUGUUUCAUGAUGAAGAGGUUUUCGCCUCAGAUAUGGUUUACUGUCAAGGUCAAGUUAUUGGAGCUAUAGCGGCCGAUAAUCAAACUUUAGCUCAAAGAGCGGCUCGUAAGGUUAAAAUCGAAUAUGAGGAUAUAAAGCCAGUUAUUAUAACUAUUGAACAGGCUAUCGAGCAUAAAUCAUACUUCCCAGAUUAUCCCCGUUUUACGGAAAUAGGUGAUGUAGAGAAGGCUUUCAGUGAGGCCGAUCAUGUCUAUGAAGGUUCUUGUCGCAUGGGUGGCCAGGAACAUUUUUAUUUGGAAACCCAUGCCUCUUUAGCCGUGCCCCGAGAUUCAGAUGAAAUUGAAAUCUUCUGUUCAACACAGCAUCCCUCUGAGGUACAAAAACUAGUGGCCCAUGUAUUGUCAACUUCAGCCCAUCGAGUAGUGUGUCGUGCCAAACGUUUGGGAGGCGGUUUUGGUGGCAAAGAGUCUCGUGCUAUAGCUGUUGCCUUGCCCGUGGCUUUGGCCUGCCAUCGUCUUCGUAGACCCAUACGUUGUAUGCUCGAUCGUGAUGAAGAUAUGAUGAUCACCGGUACUCGUCAUCCCUUUUUAUUUAAAUACAAAAUUGCUUUUACCUCUGAAGGUCGUUUAACCGGUUGCUAUAUUGAGUGCUACAAUAAUGCCGGUUGGUCUAUGGAUCUUUCCUUCUCCGUAUUGGAAAGAGCCAUGUUUCAUUUUGAAAAUUGCUAUAAAAUACCCAACAUUAAGGUGGGUGGUUGGGUUUGUAAAACAAACUUACCAUCGAACACGGCAUUCCGUGGCUUUGGUGGUCCUCAGGGCAUGUUUGCGGGAGAGCAUAUAAUACGUGAUGUGGCCCGCAUAUUGGGAAAAGACUAUUUGGAAAUUAUGAAACUGAAUUUCUAUAAAGAAGGCGAUAUAACGCACUAUCAACAAAAGUUGGAUAACUUUCCCAUUGAGAAAUGUUUCUACGAUUGCCUGCAACAGUCGAACUAUUACCAGAAAAGGAAAGAAAUUGAAGAGUUUAAUCGUAACCACCGUUGGCGCAAGCGUGGCAUAUCAUUAGUUCCCACAAAAUAUGGCAUAGCCUUUGGUGUUUCACAUCUCAAUCAAGCUGGUGCUUUAAUAAAUAUUUAUGCUGAUGGCUCGGUGCUGCUUUCGCAUGGUGGUGUGGAAAUUGGCCAAGGUUUACAUACCAAAAUGAUACAGUGUUGUGCUCGUGCUUUACAAAUACCCAUAGAAUUCAUACACAUUUCCGAGACUGCCACUGACAAAGUGCCAAAUACAUCACCUACGGCUGCUAGUUCGGGAUCCGAUCUAAACGGCAUGGCCGUUCUGGAUGCUUGUGAAAAGUUAAAUAAACGUCUGGCUCCGAUUAAGGAGGCCCAUCCGAAUGGAUCUUGGACAGAAUGGAUUAAUAAAGCCUAUUUCGAACGUGUCAGCCUGUCGGCUACCGGCUUCUAUAGAAUGCCUGAUAUCGGCUAUGAUCCUGUUCAAAAUCCCAACGCUCUAAUGUACAACUAUUUUACCAAUGGUGUUGGUUCGUCGAUAGUUGAAAUCGAUUGUCUAACUGGAGAUCAUCAGGUCCUAAGCACAGAUAUUGUUAUGGAUAUUGGUUCGAGUUUGAACCCAGCCAUAGAUAUUGGUCAAAUUGAGGGAGCCUUCAUGCAAGGCUACGGCCUAUUCACAUUGGAAGAAAUGAUUUACUCGCCUCAAGGUGUUCUCUAUUCUCGCGGCCCCGGCAUGUACAAAUUACCUGGUUUUGCUGAUAUACCGGGAGAAUUUAAUGUGACAAUUUUGACAGGAGCUGCUAAUCCCCGGGCGGUUUACUCCUCCAAAGCUGUUGGCGAACCUCCUUUGUUUAUUGGCUGUUCUGUGUUCUUUGCCAUUAAAGAAGCCAUUACGUCGGCCCGACUAACGAAUGGCUUGAGCGAGGACUUUAAAUUAGAAUCACCAGCUACUUCGGCUCGUAUACGUAUGGCUUGUCAGGAUGAGUUUACGAAUUUGAUUGAGCAGCCCCCUGCUGGAAGUUAUGUGCCAUGGAAUAUUGUACCUUAAAAUUAAUAUUUUUUUUAAUUUAUUAGCAAAAAUUUAGCUAGAAAUAAACGCAAUAGACAUUUUUUUUGUAUACAAUUAAACUGUGAAAUUAAAUGAAAUAUUUAGAAAAUUAAAUAUAA
This is a messenger RNA of Calliphora vicina (urban bluebottle blowfly), 4369 nucleotides long. RefSeq names its product xanthine dehydrogenase rosy (gene ry). The transcript is spliced from 4 exons. Lineage: Eukaryota; Metazoa; Arthropoda; Insecta; Diptera; Calliphoridae. Gene Ontology annotation, molecular function: molybdopterin cofactor binding; 2 iron, 2 sulfur cluster binding; xanthine dehydrogenase activity. The coding region runs from base 189 to 4250 and encodes 1353 amino acids. The record is from RefSeq and is a predicted model, not a curated record.